GAGCCAUAUGGGAGGCGGUGCUGGGAGAGAGAAGCAGAUAGGAGGGAGGUGACGAAACACUUGGUGUGUGUGUGUGUGUGUCUGUGUGUCUGUGUGUGUAGGAGGAGGAAGUGUGUUCUUGCCUCUGUUAGUGCCCAGUAGCAGCAGGAGAAUGCUGUGCUGCUUCUUGUUCUCUGGUUUAAAACAGACCUAAUUCUGCAGCUCCUGAUCUGAACAGUGUGGAGUGCUGCUGUUUUUCUGAGGCAAAUCUCCAGAAGAAAAUAACAUGGUGGACUUCCCCUCCAAGGUAACCACGGAGACCAGCUCCCCACAGCCCCAGCAGGGGGCCGGCAGGCUGCGGGGGCUGGUCUCCGAUGCCACGUCCAGGAUGGACAUGUCGUUCCUGCGCAGUGUCCCGGCGGCAUUGAUGGCGGCUGAAACGGUUAUUGGCCUGCUGCACUGGGCUCUGAUUGCCGGCGCCCCCUACUGGCUGCACCACGCCUACGGCUGGGUGAUGUUUGUGGCCGUCUCUCUGUGGAUCCUCACCACCCUCCUCUUCCUCGUCCUGCUCUUCAGCGUCCCCCAGAGGCUCUCCGCUGUUCCCUGGACCAUGACGGUGAUGAUGUAUAACGGAGUGGCCGCCCUGCUCUACCUCACCGCCUUCCUGACCAACGCCGCCACGGUCCGGAGGUUCAACGCGUCCUUCCACGGACACAUCGGUGCAGCCGCUUUCUUCGGAGCGGUGCUGACGCUGCUGUACGGCGCUGGAACUUUCCUGUCCUACCUGGACUGGAGGGCCGACGGAGGAAACGCCGCCACCAGCACCGUGCCCACCUAAGACCACCAGAACCAGGACCACCAGAACCAAGCCUCCACAUUGACCCAAUCAUCAUCUAAGCUCAGCAAACCAAUUAAAGGAAAGAAAGUCGGCAGCUUGAUGAUAAAAGUCUAAAUUAUUUAGAUCAAAGUGUUUGUUUUCCUUCAUUUUAAAUGAAAAUGUUUGUUUACAUAGAAGGAUCUGAUCCAGAUGUGAUCCAGAUCUGAUCCAGAUGUGAUCCAGGAUCUGAUCCAGAUGUUCAUGUUUUCAUUUAUGUUUUCACUGUAAUCAGAUUUUUAAAGCUCAUUUUAUGAAAUAUAUUUACAAUAAAGGACUUUCAGUGAA
This is a messenger RNA of Poeciliopsis prolifica (blackstripe livebearer), 1141 nucleotides long. It is a transcript of the gene pllp, whose product is annotated as plasmolipin. Gene Ontology annotation, biological process: myelination. Bases 266 to 817 code for a protein of 183 amino acids. Lineage: Eukaryota; Metazoa; Chordata; Actinopteri; Cyprinodontiformes; Poeciliidae. Gene Ontology annotation, cellular component: membrane. Gene Ontology annotation, molecular function: structural constituent of myelin sheath. The record is from RefSeq and is a predicted model, not a curated record. The transcript has 4 exons.